Molecule: messenger RNA, 1277 nt
Organism: Brachypodium distachyon (stiff brome)
Lineage: Eukaryota; Viridiplantae; Streptophyta; Magnoliopsida; Poales; Poaceae
Product: membrin-11
Exons: 4
Coding region: 19-942 (307 amino acids)
Biological process (GO): vesicle fusion
Cellular component (GO): endoplasmic reticulum membrane; SNARE complex; late endosome membrane
Molecular function (GO): SNARE binding; SNAP receptor activity
Source: RefSeq, a predicted model, not a curated record
GAAGGGAAGGCAGCUCGCAUGGGCCCACAACCACCAUCCCGUUCGUUCGAAUCCAAUCGAGCGGCUAGCCCGUGUUACCAUCCACGUCAUAACGUCGCCGUGACCCCACGUCCCAGUCUCUACUUGCCAACGUCCUGCUGGCUGCUGCCCCCAAAUCCAUCUGAAACACGGAAACGACCCAAGAUCAUCUCCUCCUCGAUCUCGACGGCCGGGGCGAUGGAUUUCUCCGGCGGGGGCGGCGGCGCGACGCUGUCGGAGAUGUACCAGAGCGCGCGGCGGCUGCUUCUCUCGGCCCGCGACGGAGUGGCCCGCGUCGAGCGCCUCGCCUCGGCGCCCACGUCGUCCUCCUACUCGUCCAAGGUGCCGCUCGUCGGGGCUGGCGGCGCGGGGGACCCGUCGGGCGCCGAGGAUGUGCGGCGGGAGGUGGCGCAGAUCCAGGGACUGUGCGCGCAGAUGGACCGGCUCUGGCGGUCCAUCCCCGCCAAGGGCCAGCGCGACCUAUGGAAGAGAAAAGUGGAGCAGCUGUCUGAAGAGGUUGAUUCAUUGAAGGAAACACUCGACAAGCAUUCUUUGCGGCAGCAAAAGAGGAUUCUGGAAGCUAAGGAAAGGGCAGAGCUAUUUGAGAGAGCUAAUGGUGACUCCUCGCAUGUCCUUCGAAUAUUUGAUGACGAAGCCCAAGCAAGGCAGUCGGCUCGUAGCUCCUCUCGUAUGCUUGACGAAGCUUUUGACACAGGAGUUGCUAUCCUUCACAAGUACUCUGACCAGAGGGAUCGUCUGAAGAGUGCUCAAAGGAAGGCUUUAGAUGUUCUGAACACAGUUGGCCUGUCAAACUCGGUUCUGAAGCUUAUUGAAAGGCGACACCGAGUCGACAAGCGGAUUGCGUAUGCUGGUAUGAUCAUCACCGUUGUGGUGAUGGUUGUAUUUUGGAGGUGGACGCAUUAGUGCUGCGCUGUGUCAUCACACUACUCAAGAGAUUGGCAAAAGAUUUCAGGGUUUCUGGUCCAGUUUGAGCUAUCUGUUUCUGCUCUUUUUGUGUACACAACUCUGAUCGGUUACUAAUCUUGGCAGCCACAGCUCCAAGCAGGUUUCCAGCGAUGCGCUAAGCCCCUGUGGAGUCAGAUAUCCUAUGCACAGUACCGUAGCCUGUUUACUACUGUGGUACAAAUCUUAUGUAAAUGCAUGUAGUCAUGCACAUCCUGUAUGCAAAAUGUAUGUUAAUUGGAUGACUUCCAUUCAUUUUUUUUUGAGAGGAAUUCAGACAUUCCUAUUAACUCGCA